This is a messenger RNA of Physcomitrium patens, 5689 nucleotides long. RefSeq names its product ABC transporter C family member 14. The record is from RefSeq and is a predicted model, not a curated record. NCBI's taxonomy places the organism in Eukaryota, Viridiplantae, Streptophyta, Bryopsida, Funariales, Funariaceae. Gene Ontology annotation, cellular component: membrane. Gene Ontology annotation, molecular function: ABC-type transporter activity; ATP hydrolysis activity; ATP binding. Gene Ontology annotation, biological process: transmembrane transport.
AUCAACGUGGUCUCUCGUCCACUCUGGUUCCCUUUUCUGUUGCUCACCUCGGACGAUGACGCUGAUGGGUGCGUCUGUAUCUAGCCUUCGGAUGUGACGGGCGACGGGGACGCCUCGGGAAAGUGAGAGAACAAAUAGGUUCCGCGUCUCAACGCCGAGAAAUCGAUAUUGGUGCUUUGGCAGCUUCUCCUCUUGAAACCAAAGCGAGCGAGAGAGAGAGAGAGAGAGAGAGAGCGCGUGCGUGAUGAAGCGGUGCGUGAUUCUUGGUGGUUGUUAUUAACGGCGAUGGUAGUGUUGGUCGCGUGCGGUGGUUUUGGUUUCACCGAAGAGUGGUGAGGUGGUGGCGGUGCUCUUGGUUUGUUGCUUGCGAGAGAAGGCAGGGAUUGUACUCGUAACGAGAUUAUGCGCGUCGGAGGGUUAUGGUUGUUGAUUAGGGGCCUGAAGACGACGGGUGUGUGUGAGGACAAGGGGGUGGAGGUUUUAGUGAGGAUUCUUGGUUGCUCUGAGCUGAGUUUUGGAACCUUGGCCGAGAUGGCUUGACGGUUUCUGUUGUGUGCUUUUCCCGAGGGGAAUUGCAGUAGUUGCUCUUCCUCUAUCAGGGCGUCGUGAAUUGUUUACAGUUUCUUGGAUUGUGAAUAGUUUCUUGAGCUGCCACCAUCGAGGUUUUGAGGCAGUUUCUGGCCAGUAGGAAGAUUUUGCUCUCAGUUUGGAUAAGGAUUCGACGCGUGCGAGUGUCUUGAGCAGGUACUCCAGAAUCGAAGACUGCCUGAAAGUAACCGUUGAGAGGGUAGGACUUUGCUGAUAUAUUUGUGAAUUGAAAGACAAACCACGUCUUGAUCAUUAUUGCUUUCUACAUUUACCGAACUUGAAGAAUCACUGGGUAUAUUUUGAUGCGCACAACAACAUAAAUUGCUCGUGGGAGCUAUGCGUUUGUCGUCCUCUUGAUUCUCCCUGAAACUGAACAAUCACAGGUCUGGGAAAACUGUAUAUCUGCAAGCCUCUGUUCUCUGAGUAAGCCGAGCUUGAAUAUGAGCUCGGCGUUGUAGCAAAUCCGGUGGACCAAUUGACACUGCACCAAACUAGCUUCGAAUUGAAGCAGAGAUUAAUUAUGGAGAGAUACAACGAUCUCGAGAAGCCUCUAAUUGGGAAGGAGGAUCCCAGUGUUGUGGUCACCGGUUAUGCAACAGCCAAUAUAUGGACCAGAGUUACGUUCUCAUGGCUGAAUCCCUUGCUUAGAGAAGGCGCAAGUCGGAGGCUGGAGAUUGACGAUGUACCUACUCUUGCAGAACGACACAAAGCCACAAGGCUUUAUGAGUUGUUCGUCUCGAAUUGGCCUAAAGAGGAAGUCCCCAAUUCUACUAGACGAACGUUAUUUACGACGUUUUGGUGGCCCUUAAUCGUAAGUGGUGUUUUGCUUUUACUGAAACUUUCGGUCACCUACGUCGGUCCCUUAUUACUUCAAAGUUUCGUAGACUAUACUGCCGGCGUUCAGCGAUUCCCAUAUGAAGGUUACGUCCUCGUUCUUUUGUUGAUCUUGGCCAAGUCGACGGAAGUUCUCUCCACCCACAUGUACCAAUUUACAUGCAAUAAAUUGGGAAUGCAAGUUAGAUCAUCCUUGAUCAGUAUGAUUUACAGGAAAGGACUGCGGCUUUCGAGCGGUGCGAGACAAAGUCAUGGGGUUGGCCAAAUUGUGAACUACAUGAGUGUAGAUGCACAGCAACUCUCUGACGUUUGCCUCCAAUUUCAUAACAUGUGGUUUGUGCCAGCCCAACUCGUUAUUGCAACGGUGAUCCUGUGGAAACUAGUUGGAGUACCGACAAUUGCUGGACUGUCAGUUAUGGCACUCACGGCGUUUUCGAAUGUUUUUAUUGCCCGGUUUCAGAAGUAUUUCCAAACAGGAAUUAUGAAGGGUCGUGAUUCGCGAAUGAAGGUUUUCAACGAGGCCCUCAGCAAUAUGAAGGUCAUAAAGCUACAAGGUUGGGAGGGACAAUUUCUCAAGAAUGUAGAAAAUGCAAGACAAAAGGAAUACAUGUGGCUAUGUCGAUACAUGUAUACUACUGUAUUGGCCAUCUUCAUUGUAUGGUUUACCCCAUUAGCCGCGACCGUAGCAGUUUUCGCUGCUUGUACCUUCCUCGGAAAUGGCAUUGCUCCCGGUUCGGCAUUCACCAUUAUUGCUACAAUUCGCAUCACACAGGAGCCAUUGCGGCUCUUUCCUAACACCCUUGUCGCAAUCUCACAGGCAAUUGUAUCACUGGAGCGGUUGGAUAAAUAUCUGUGGAGUACUGAGCUUGAAAAGGGGGCAAUUGUGAAGCUGCCUUUUAGCGCUACAGCUCCUGCAGUUAAGGCGAACCAAGCCUCCUUCACGUGGGUUCCAGAGGCGGAGGAGGUAACCUUGACAAAUAUUAAUCUGGAGAUUCCUCGGGGAGCUCUUGUAACUGUUGUCGGCAAAGUGGGCUCCGGAAAGUCAUCGCUCCUUGCCUCCUUGCUUGGAGAAAUGCCGAAGCUCUCUGGAGAGGUUGAGGUAAGGGGGACCACGGCUUAUGUUGCUCAGUCAGCAUGGAUUCAGAAUGGAACCAUAGAGAGUAACAUCCUAUUUGGCCGUCCAAUGGACCGUUCUAAGUACAUGGACAUACUCCAUAAGUGCGCACUUGAGCAAGACUUAGCCCAGAUGGAAUUUGGUGACCAGACGGAGAUUGGGGAGAGAGGCAUUAAUAUGAGUGGUGGACAGAAGCAGAGAAUUCAACUUGCGCGAGCGCUUUAUCAAGAAUGUGAUGUGUAUCUCCUUGAUGAUAUAUUUAGCGCAGUUGACGCUCAUACAGGUUCCCACAUUUUCCGGAAAUGUAUACUGGAGGGAUUAGUUGGAAAGACUGUCAUCCUCGUCACUCACCAGAUUGAGUUCCUUCAUGCCGCGAAUACUAUUCUGGUGAUGCGUGAGGGAAGUAUAGUGCAAUCAGGCCAGUUUCAAGAGCUUCUAUCCACAGGUUUGGAUUUUGAGUCAUUGGUUGAAGCCCACAAUAAGUCACUUGACGCGGUGUCGACAAGCAAUGAAGGUGCUCAUCCUGACGGAGACAAGAUCCCCAUGCCGGACAAUCAAUUCUUGAAAUCACCGUCAAGGACCUUAUCUAAAUCAGUCUCUGGGAAAACGGGAUCUGCUGGACCAGAGUCGCCGACGACCUUGGAAAAGGACAUUUUAAGCAAAAGUAGACGAAGCUUCUCCGACCGGCAGGAUUGGUUGGAACCUACGUCUUUUUCAAGAUCUGUCAGCACAAAUGACGGUAUGAAAUUCGCCCUCGAAACAACUUCGAAACUGAUUGAGGAGGAGGAAAGGUCCAGUGGUCGAGUGAGCCUGGGAGUUUAUCGACUUUAUCUCACGGCUGCCUGGGGGGGUGCCAUCGCGGUAGCGCUUCUUUUCAUUCAAUGUAUUUGGCAAGGUCUUCUGUUAGCUGGGGAUUACUGGGUAGCGUACGAAACGGGAACUAGCACGAAGCAGUUUAAUCCAAACAGGUUCAUAUCGAUUUAUGCGAUACUUGCUCUUGCAUGCGCCUUAUGCACUCUAGUUCGCGCGAUCCUUGUUGCAUAUAUGAGCCUUACAACUUCGCAAGAUUUCUACCUUAGAAUGCUUCGGGGUGUGUUUCGUGCUCCUAUGGCUUUCUUUGACACUACACCUACGGGAAGGAUCCUCAGUCGCGCAUCAACGGAUCAGGCAACUAUGGAUGUGAUGCUACCCCUAUUCUUUGGCGCUGCUCUGGCAGUGUGCUUUGCUGGAGCUGGAAUACUUGUGGUUGUCAUUCAAGUCACUCCGCUUAUACUCGUUCUCAUCGCCCCUUUGGCCGUUUUGUACUACCGGUACCAGGCCUACUUUAUUGCGUCAUCACGAGAGUUAACCCGAUUGGAUGCAGUGACAAAGGCUCCCGUGAUUCAUCAUUUUUCGGAGACUAUAUCAGGUUUUGUGACUAUCCGAUGCUUCGGACAAGAAGCACGGUUUGUGGAGACGAACGUUGACAGGGUUAACUCUAACCUGCGCAUGGACUUUCAUAAUGCUGGCGCCAAUGAGUGGAUAGGUUUCCGUCUUGAGAUGAUAGGGGCAGUGGUCCUUUGCAGUUCCGCCUUACUCCUUGUAACCUUGUCUCCCAACUACGUCCAACCAGAGUUGGUGGGGCUGUCCUUAUCAUAUGGUCUUCAGCUGAACACAACUUUAUUCAUCGGAGUAUGGCUAGCAUGUUUAUUGGAGAAUAAAAUGGUUGCCAUGGAGCGCAUCUCCCAUUAUCUGAGUCUCCCUUGUGAAGCCCCUGAGAUCGUUGAGCACAAGAGGCCGGCUAAGAAUUGGCCCAACAAAGGCACCAUAUCCUUAGAAAAUCUAAAGCUGAGAUAUCGGCCCAACACCCCGCUCGUUUUGAAAGGCAUAACUCUGAUCAUCGAAGGCGGCACCAAGGUUGGAGUGGUUGGCCGGACUGGAAGUGGAAAGAGUACAUUGGUCCUUGCACUCUUUCGAUUGGUGGAGGCAUCUGGUGGGCGAAUCUUGAUUGACGGAGUGGAUAUCAGUGAAAUUGGAUUAAAUGACUUACGAACUCGGCUAUCUAUUAUUCCCCAGGACCCGACCCUCUUCGACGGAACUAUUCGAACUAACCUUGAUCCAAAAGGCCAAUACUCAGAUCUCGAAAUUUGGGAGGCCCUUCGGAAGUGCCAGCUCGCAGACAUCAUUGAAAAUUUAGAUCUUAAGCUUGAAUCUCCAGUACUGGAGAAUGGUGAGAACUGGAGCGUGGGUCAGCGACAACUCUUUUGUUUGGGGCGAGCUCUUCUGAAGAGGAGUCGUGUUCUCGUUCUAGAUGAGGCAACUGCAUCUGUAGACACUCGUACUGAUGCCCUUAUUCAACAAACAGUCCGUGAAGAAUUUGACUCAUGCACCGUCAUCAGCAUUGCCCACCGCAUCCCAAGUGUCAUGGAUUGUGACAAGGUUGUUGUCCUUGAGAAAGGUAUUGUUAAGGAGUAUGACAAACCAUCCAAACUAAUGGAGCGGCAGCCAGAGUCUUUAUUUGCUUCAUUAGUGCACGAAUAUCAAGCUCGCUCCAACAGCACAAUUGAUCUUAGAUCACUUGAAGCUUAAAACUUGGAAGUGACACUCUUGAUACUCGACGAGGUAUCUUAAAGCUGGUCAAGCGGUGGGAUCAGAAUUGAUCCAAGAUCACACAAAGCGUGAGCUUCCAAGAGCAUGCUCAUUUUUAUUUGAGAGCUCCAUCUUUCAAGAUUCAACUAGUAUGGCAGCUCAAUCAGGUUUGUGCGAAAUAUGAAGCAAAAGUAGGUACAAGUCUCGUUGUUCCUCUGUCAGUUCCUUUGAGUAUCAUAUUCAAGCAGAGAUGUGCCCUUUGAGAAGGAAGCAGGUCCUUCCAAUAUCUAUAUCUUCAAUUACACAAGAUUAUCGAAAAAAUGAAUGGAUGGCUCUUCUACUCACUACUACACCAUUCAGUUAUUGUUUGUAUAGAAGAAAAACUAGAUUUGGAUUCAAAUUAUGAUGAAAACGGUCUUAAAAAUUUAAUGAAGUUAAUUUUGAAAAUAUAUUCAUGCAGAACCCUCGAGAAAUAAGAACUUAGAACAACUGUUUGAACGGUGGAUUGAGUGGUGAUAGUGUAUUAUUGUUGUGAAAAAAGUCUGUUUUUGUAAACAGGUUGUAAAAAUUGACUUUUGGAGGCUC